AUGUGUUUGCUUGUGUUUCACGCAGCUCUUUUAGCUUUCUCUCGAUACUUCACUCCCCUGUACGCUCACCAAGAAUCACCCUCCCGUCCUGCUGUUGCGGCUGCCGCUGCUGCUGCAGUUGCCGCGGCAACAGCAGCAGCAGACUGCGGCUGCUGCCGCUGCAGGGUGAACGCAGAAGCAGCAGAAAACUGUUUGUCGGCUUUUGACUUCUUUGACUCCACUGUGGGAGCACCCUGCGUGAAGCUGAGCGAUCUGGCGAUGGGCCGCCUUCUUGACUACAAAAACGUUCGACUGACACCUGAAAAUCCUCGAGAUCGUGAACGCUCGCUCCGCGAGAGUCAGCGAAUGCCUUACAAGGCACCGGAGUUGCUGUUGCUGAGGCAGCAGCAGCUGCAGCAGCAGUACGGCUACGAAGUGGAUAUGUGGUCUGUGGCGGUUAUUUUUUUCGAGCUCAUAACAACAACCCCACCGUUUUGCUGCAGCAGCGAGCUGCUCUACCUCAUAGAGUGUUGCCGAUUGAUUGGGACGCCUGCAACACGAGAGCAGUGGCUUCGCAUCCUCACGCCUCCUUCGCAGGGGCAGGAGCAGCAGCAGCAGGCAGGCAGAGCUGGGGAGGGGGAGUUCACCUUCCUGCUUGGCGAUGAGCAGCGCGAAGCAACGGAAGAAAAGGCAGCCACAGCCGUCUCCCCAAUGCUCUGGCUUGAAAUGCUUCCGCUGUGGCCGAUCCCUCGGUGGCAGCGCAUGCAGCAGCAGCUGAAACUUGAGGAAGACGCGCUGCUGCAGCAGAUCUGCACCGGAGCAGCAUCCCAUCCACCGAUCCCCACGCCUCUCUCACCACUACCACCACCAAUAAACACACACACCCCGGAAGAAGGAUUGCAAGACAGCGAAGCAACAGAAGCGGAAAGAAUUCUGCUGCAGUUCGGGAGAAUCGUAGGGUGUGAACCACUGCGCUUGCUGCAACACACCCUCACCAUGGACAGAACGCAGCGCCUCUCAGCAGAGCAAGCACUGCAGUUGCUGCAGCACUGCAUCGAGACAGAACGUUUCCGAAGCCGUGUAGAGACAGUCGCUGCCAGAGCAGCAGCCAGAGCAGCUGCAACAGCAGCAGACAGCGCAAUGGCGAGCAGCAGUGUCGAAGCAACCUGCGCAGAUGCAGAUUAG
Molecule: messenger RNA, 1164 nt
Organism: Cyclospora cayetanensis
Lineage: Eukaryota; Apicomplexa; Conoidasida; Eucoccidiorida; Eimeriidae
Exons: 6
Coding region: 1-1164 (387 amino acids)
Biological process (GO): protein phosphorylation; intracellular signal transduction
Cellular component (GO): cytoplasm; nucleus
Molecular function (GO): ATP binding; protein serine/threonine kinase activity
Source: RefSeq, a predicted model, not a curated record